CAACAGCUGUGAAAUUUGAAUGUAUUUUAGCCUGCUGAGCUCAAGUUACCAAGACUUAGCUUUCCAAAUCACCUCGUCAGAAAGGAAAGAGUGACGGAAGAAGAUGGGAACGCUGUCUAAUGAUACAGCACUGAAUUCACUCCUCUCCAAAUUAUUACAAGAAUAUGUAGACCAGACAAAUAACUCUGCAUCUUCUCAGGUUGAAAAACCCAGUGACAAUCUGGAAAUCAUCUAUGUGCUCUUGUUGCUUGGUUUCUUUGGCUUUUUCACAUUUGGAACAAUGUUUAGCAACAUCCGCUCCAAAAAGCUUGAGCACUCAAACGACCCAUACAAUAUGUACAUUGAAAGAAAUAUUUGGCAUAAGCUGGAUGAAGCAAAUUUUCAUGCAAAAAUUGUGGAAAGUUAUAAAUCGUGCUGUGUGUUUGAGAACCAGCUCGCUGUGGAGCAACCUAUCAAUCAGAUUCCUCAGGUGAAGACUUCAUAGAGAAAUGGGAGAAAAGAUGUCUGUUAACUUUACAGGCAU
Chelonoidis abingdonii (Abingdon island giant tortoise) is the source of this 523-nucleotide messenger RNA. RefSeq names its product potassium voltage-gated channel subfamily E regulatory subunit 1 (gene KCNE1). The record is from RefSeq and is a predicted model, not a curated record. Gene Ontology annotation, cellular component: voltage-gated potassium channel complex; membrane. NCBI's taxonomy places the organism in Eukaryota, Metazoa, Chordata, Testudines, Testudinidae. Gene Ontology annotation, biological process: ventricular cardiac muscle cell action potential; negative regulation of delayed rectifier potassium channel activity; potassium ion export across plasma membrane. Gene Ontology annotation, molecular function: potassium channel regulator activity; delayed rectifier potassium channel activity; transmembrane transporter binding.